CCCCACUCACACCCUCAAGAUAUAUAUCUUUCUAUUCCCCUUUUUUCUCCCAUCUCCAUUAGAGAGAAAAAAAGAAAAAAAAAAACUAGACUACAAGUACCCAACAGUUUUAGUCUUAUCAACAACAACAAAAAAUAAACUAGUGAAAGAGAAACUAGGACUCUACUAUCAAACUCUUUGAUUUUUCUCUAUCAGUACCAAAAACUCAAAUCCUUGAAUACUCAAAAGACGAAAAAUUCAAAGCAUGGGACGUUCACCUUGUUGUGAAAAAGCACAUACAAAUAAAGGAGCAUGGACUAAAGAAGAAGACCAACGCCUCAUCAAUUAUAUACGUGCUCAUGGUGAAGGUUGUUGGCGUUCUCUCCCUAAAGCUGCAGGAUUGUCAAGAUGUGGAAAGAGUUGCAGAUUGAGAUGGAUAAAUUAUUUAAGGCCUGAUCUCAAAAGAGGGAAUUUUACUGAAGAAGAAGAUGAAUUGAUAAUCAAACUUCAUAGUUUGCUUGGAAACAAAUGGUCAGUUAUAGCUGGAAGAUUACCUGGAAGAACUGAUAACGAAAUCAAGAACUAUUGGAAUACACAUAUUAAACGAAAACUCAUCAGUCGUGGCAUUGAUCCUCAAACUCACCGUCCACUCAACACCACCGCCACUAACUCCCACACCACCACCAUCACCACCGCAGUCACAACCACCACCCCCACAACCAAAAACAUCAACAUGGAUUUCACAAACAACGUUGACCAAAAUCAACCCAAUAUUAUGAUUGCCACGUCGUCGUCAUAUGAUGAAACAAAAUGCAACAGUGGUACUACUGAGGAAACAAAGCCACUAGAAAUUAUUAUUCCGAAAAUACCCUCACAAGUUAUGAUAAAUCUUGAACUUUCUAUUGGGUUGCCAUUACAUAGUCAUCAUAUUUCAUCACCAGAGUCAACGGCCUCAUACAACUUCUUGACCACCGUAGCACCGCCGCCAACCGGGGCGGUACCCGCGGCAGAGACGGUGGCGAAAACGGUUUGUUUGUGUUGGCAAAUUGGAUAUCAAGGUGGUGGUGGUCAGUGGUGUGGCAAAUGCAAAAACACAAAUGGAUUUUACAGAUAUUGCUGACCUGGCUUUUUUGGAUAUUAUUUAAGUACCUUAGUAUUAAUUUUUUUUUUCUUAAAUAUUACUUUACCAUUUUGUGAUAAGUGAAUAUUUUGGGUUUUGGGUUUUGGGUUUUAGGUUUAGAUAUUAAUUUUUUUUUCUUUUGCAUUUUUUGCCUUCUAAUUGUAAUCAUCUACUCACAAACCUUUGUAGUACAUUUGUUGCAACAACUUACCAUGGUAUGAAUUGGAAUAUGUAUUUAAUUUUCCAAUUUUAGUCU
Molecule: messenger RNA, 1355 nt
Organism: Solanum verrucosum
Lineage: Eukaryota; Viridiplantae; Streptophyta; Magnoliopsida; Solanales; Solanaceae
Product: myb-related protein 330-like
Exons: 3
Coding region: 245-1099 (284 amino acids)
Source: RefSeq, a predicted model, not a curated record